CAAAUGCCACACAAGUGAUCACAAUUCCCACACGCACCAUUCUUUUGAAUCUUUCCCACACUAAACUAACCUCCUCAAGUAAGCAACAGCGAUAGAUUGCUACUCCCAAAUGCAAGUAUUCAAAUUACAAACCAAAAGUCUCAACACAAGCUUCUCAUUAUAGCUCUAGUGCCGUAUUACUCUUCCUCUCUUCCAUCCAUCCAUCAUCUUCUCAAGCUCUCUCAUUCCACAACCAUGGGAUCUACUGCAGCAGCACUCAUGCUGCCACCAUCAAAACCAGAGCAGUUUUCACCGGCAUGCCGAUCUUUUCGACGUCGAAUUAGUAGUAAAAACAGAUCAAUGGUUCCGGUGGCAAGGUUGUUUGGCCCAGCAAUUUUUGAGGCUUCCAAACUUAAGGUUGUUUUCUUGGGAGUUGAUGGAGAGAAGCACCCUGGCAGCCUUCCUAGAGCCUACACUCUCACUCACAGUGACUUCACCUCCAUCAUCACUCUAGCUAUCUCCAACACCAUCAAUUGUGCACAGUUUGAAGGAUGGUACAACAGGCUGCAAAGAGAUGAAGUGGUGGCAGAGUGGAGGAAAGUGAAAGGAAAGAUGUCACUCCAUGUGCACUGUCACAUAAGUGGAGGUCAUUUCCUGCUUAACCUUGUAGCCAGGUUACGUUAUUAUAUAUUUUCCAAAGAACUACCUGUUGUAUUGAAGGCUUUUGCACAUGGAGAUGGGAACUUGUUUGAGAAUUAUCCAGAGUUAGAGAAGGCUAUGGUUUGGGUUUACUUUCACUCAAACAUGGCUGAGUUUAAUAAGGUUGAGUGUUGGGGAGAACUCAGAGAUGCAGCCAUGGUUGGCAAAGAUCAUAGUUUGGUAACAGAGGAGGAGUUGAGAACACCCAAGUCAUGUGAGGUGGACUGUGAGUGUUGUUUUCCUCCUUACAGUUUGAUUCCUUGGUCUCAUGAAUCGGAGAAAUUUGAACAGGUUCAUGGAUCAAGUGAGCAACAACUUCAGUAGUGUUGGUGUUGUCUUUAGACAUUGGGAUUGAUUAAUUCAUUUAUGGAUGGGGUAAUGUAAUGUGUACAUAAGUCUAGAAUGUGAUAGUGCAGGACCUCUCUGUUUCUCAAUGACAUAUGAACAGGGGUGUGUGUUUAGUGGAUUUUAUUUUUAUCUUUAAUAAUAUUUUAUUCAAUUAGACUGAAA
Dioscorea cayenensis subsp. rotundata (Guinea yam) is the source of this 1188-nucleotide messenger RNA. Its product is annotated as protein STAY-GREEN homolog, chloroplastic-like. The coding region runs from base 235 to 1002 and encodes 255 amino acids. NCBI's taxonomy places the organism in Eukaryota, Viridiplantae, Streptophyta, Magnoliopsida, Dioscoreales, Dioscoreaceae. The record is from RefSeq and is a predicted model, not a curated record. The transcript has 3 exons.